This is a messenger RNA of Dictyostelium purpureum, 228 nucleotides long. RefSeq lists its product as uncharacterized. The transcript has a single exon. NCBI's taxonomy places the organism in Eukaryota, Evosea, Eumycetozoa, Dictyosteliales, Dictyosteliaceae. The coding region runs from base 1 to 228 and encodes 75 amino acids. The record is from RefSeq and is a predicted model, not a curated record.
AUGAAUAAUAGUGAUAUUGUAAAAGGUGCAUUAACAACCGGUAAUGAACCACCAACAACCAUUUCAAUCGAAUCUAAUGGCAAUGAAAUUUCAGAUGAAUAUUUAGAAAAAGAGUUUCAAGAAAAUACUAAAGAUGGUCCAAUUUACGACUUAUUAAAAAAUAUUAAAAUAAAAAAAUAUAGUUAUUAUAUUUUCAACAACAACAAAAUACAGAAUUUGAUAAUUUAA